This is a messenger RNA of Rotaria socialis, 792 nucleotides long. Lineage: Eukaryota; Metazoa; Rotifera; Eurotatoria; Philodinida; Philodinidae. The record is from the annotation of a GenBank genome assembly.
AUGGCGAAUAAGACGUUCAUCGUCACCGGUGCUUAUGGUGGUAUAGGAAAAGCAAUAUGUAAAAUUUUAGCCGAAGAUCACAACAAUAAAAUACUUCUAACUGGACGCAAUCAAAUAGAAUUAAAUGCAGCUGUUGAACAAAUUAAAACAAUAACAAACAAUAAAUCAAUCCAAGGUUACGUUGUUGACUUUUCAUCAAAAGAAUCUAUCGAAAAUUUUGCUUUACAAUUUAAAGAUGAGCCUGUUCAUGUAUUAAUUAAUAAUCAUGCAACUGGACCAAAGAAACGUGAAGUAACUAAACAUGGCAUUGAAGUACAAUUUGCAACUAACGUUCUCGGUUAUGUAUGGAUGACCAAUGCAUUUGAAAAUAAUCUAAAAAAAGCUGCGCCUGGUGCACGUAUUGUUAAUGUUGCAAGUUACUGGGCUGGUGGUCUUGAUAUAAAUGAUCUUGAAUUUAAAAGGCGGCCUUACACAACCGAUGAUGCCUAUCAACAAGCUAAACAAGCAAAUAGAAUGUUAACAUUAGCAUAUGCAGAGAAAUUUCUUCACGAUGGAAUAACAGUGAAUGCUUGUCAUCCGGGAGAUUCAAAUACAAAAUUAAGUAAUUCAAUGGGUUUUGGUGGUCAUGAAACACCUGAGAAAAGUGCACAAACACCCGUUUAUUUAGCAAUAUCAAAAGACGUAGCUCAUAUAACUGGCAAAUAUUUUCGUGACUGUCGUGUUCAAGAUGAUCCUUUUAUGAAAGAUAGAGAACUAAUUAAAAAACUAUAUGAAACUUGUCAAAAUUAUUGA